This is a messenger RNA of Rodentolepis nana, 1032 nucleotides long. Lineage: Eukaryota; Metazoa; Platyhelminthes; Cestoda; Cyclophyllidea; Hymenolepididae. The record is from the annotation of a GenBank genome assembly.
AUGUUGAAUAAUAAUUCACCUAACAUAGUCACAUCUGAAGAUGAGAGUAUUACGUCAACUAGUGUAACUAAAAGAAAACUAGAUGAAGGCGUUGAUCAAGAUCUGAAGCCGACAGAAUCUCAACCAAAGAUUUCUAAACGGUUACCAAAUGGAAGUGGCAUUAAUUUAGUUUCAUAUGACUUUGACCACGAUGACGAGUAUAGCCAAUCUGAUUGUAGUUCCUCCGCGGAUGCUGGCGACGAAGCAACUAAGGAAUCUUAUCUUCCAUCUAAUGUUGCAAAUCUUCCUUUUAUGAAUACUGAUGGUGGUCCAGUUACUGUUCUUAGCUCGGAGCACAUUGUAGCUGCUCAUGAUUCACCAGCCGAUUUAACUGACGGGGGUGCUUCAGCUACUGAAUCGCCUGCAGAAAAAGACAAUUCAUCAUCAGAUAGUGCCUCUCCUUUAAAAGAAGAAUCAGAAACCGUUAAAGAUGAAGACGAUGUUGUCCUUCCUCCGGAACCUUCAGAAAUGUGCAGCUUGGAUUUGCAGAAUAAAGUAGAAACUACUAUUCGACGAAUGCAACAUGAUAUUAGCUUCGAUCUCAAUCGCAUGAUUCAGGAUAAUAAAUUCUUCCGAAAUCCAAGUAUUUACAAGAAGUUGAUCAGCUUUCUGGGUAUCGAUGAAAAGGGGUCGAAUUUUUCUAAGGACGUCUACGACCCCUACCGCUGGGAUGCCAACUCGUAUUAUGACAAAUUGGCUGAGAUCCAGAAUCGGGAAGUGGAGCGUCAGGAUAAGCUCCAGAAAGAGCGUCGCAAGGCCGAUGCUACAAACGCUAUUCCUGACUCAACUACGGCUUCCGGUGCCACAGCAGGGCUUCAUCGUACGGCUAGCGGAACUGAAGUGAAGAAAAAGUCCAAGUGGGACACUGCUGGACCCGUUGAUUCAUCCCAACUGCCACCUCCAAAAGUUGCAGAUCCACUGAGUGGCAGUGCAGUUGGUGGAACUGCCAAGGUCACUAUUCCUGCUAUAGGUGAUCUGUUCCACAAGAAGUAG